AUGCUGAAAGGGCGCCCCUGCAAAAUCGUCGAGAUGUCUACCUCCAAAACUGGAAAGCACGGUCACGCCAAGGUUCAUUUGGUCGGAAUUGAUAUUUUCAAUGGAAAAAAAUACGAAGAUAUAUGCCCCUCCACCCACAACAUGGACGUGCCACACGUGAAGCGUGAGGACUACCAACUGACCGACAUAUCCGACGACGGAUACCUGACCCUGAUGGCUGACAACGGUGACCUGCGCGAGGACCUUAAGAUACCCGAUGGCGAUCUUGGCACCCAACUUCGCUCCGAUUUCGACAGCGGCAAGGAGUUGCUGUGCACUGUGCUCAAGUCCUGUGGUGAAGAAUGCGUUAUUGCAGUAAAGGCAAACACAGCUCUCGACAAAUAA
Messenger RNA from Parnassius apollo (apollo), 384 nucleotides. The record is from the annotation of a GenBank genome assembly. Lineage: Eukaryota; Metazoa; Arthropoda; Insecta; Lepidoptera; Papilionidae.